Sipha flava (yellow sugarcane aphid) is the source of this 1180-nucleotide messenger RNA. RefSeq names its product BTB/POZ domain-containing adapter for CUL3-mediated RhoA degradation protein 2. Bases 191 to 1045 code for a protein of 284 amino acids. Lineage: Eukaryota; Metazoa; Arthropoda; Insecta; Hemiptera; Aphididae. Gene Ontology annotation, molecular function: protein binding. Gene Ontology annotation, biological process: protein homooligomerization. The record is from RefSeq and is a predicted model, not a curated record. The transcript has 5 exons.
UACUAUUGUAAUUUAAUUCAUGUAAUUUUACCAAAAUUAAUUGUAAUAAUGGCGUUUAUUGUUGUAAGAUUUAAUAUUAACUUUUUUAUAGCUGAUUUACUUAAUAAACUGGUGUAAAACGUGAACUUUUAUUUUUUAUUUAAAUUCUUAUGAGUACAAUUGUGUAUUUAAUCAUUCGUGUAUUUUGAGAAUGCAGUCACAAGACAGUCAACCCAAGUAUGCAAAAUUAAAUAUUGGUGGUUCAUUAUUUUACACUACAAUAGGAACAUUAACUAAACAUGAUACAAUGCUUAAAGCUAUGUUUAGUGGCCGGAUGAAGGUACUCACUGAUACUGAAGGUUGGGUAUUAAUUGAUCGUUGUGGCAAACAUUUCAAUUCUGUAUUAAACUUUUUACGAGAUGAACAUGUUGCGCUUCCAAAUAAAACACAUGAAAUUGCUGAGCUAUUAGCUGAAGCCAAAUUCUACUUAAUAUCUCCUCUUAUUGAAGCUUGCCAACAAGCUCUAAGGUUAAGACAGUGCAAAAUUGAACCGCAAUGUUGUAUACCUCUUGUAUCUACAAGCGCGGACCUAAGUCAAUUAAUUACAUCAAGUUCCAAACCUGUUGUAAAACUAUUGAUAAAUAGACACAAUAAUAAGUAUUCAUACACAAGUGCAUCUGAUGACAAUUUACUCAAAAAUAUUGAAUUAUUUGAUAAACUUUCAUUGCGUUUUGGUUCAAGAUUUUUAUUUAUCAAAGAUGUAAGUGGUUCAAGUGAAAUAUGUUGUUGGAGUUAUUUUGGUCUGGCAACUAAAGUUGCUGAAGUUUGUUGUACAUCUAUUGUAUAUGCUACAGAUAAAAAACAUACUAAGGUUGACUUCCCCGAAGCCCGAAUAUAUGAAGAGUGUCUUAAUCUUAUGCUCUACGAAAAUCGCACUGAACCAGAUCAAGAACUUAUGCAAGCUACUUCUUGGCGUGGUGCUGUAUCAGGUGUGUCUUCAGCUUAUGGAAGUGAUGACGAAGAAGAACGAAAUCGUAUUGUGCUUAGAAAGAGAUUGGUGCUAUAGUGCAUCAAGCUUAGAAGUUUUUUUUAUAAAAAGCUUCAGGGAUAAGUGAAGGAAGAAAAAAUUUCUAGAUGAAAUUAUGCUUAUUUUUAAUAUUUAUUGUAUUUGUAUUAAAUAUAUUUUGAUAUUUAUUUUAAA